GAAGCUGCAGCUCAUCCUACGCAUGGUGCCCCCUCCACUGUCCUCCUCACUACGCUGUGACAGCAAGGACAGCAGCUGCUGCCAUAGCACCUAGGGCACCCUGUCUAGAUCUCUUCACACCUACAAGAAGCAUCUGCAGGCAGAGGUACACUUACAUGAUUUCUAAAGAGGAGCUGGACUGCAGCACUGACCCAGAGCACAACACAUCCAGUGGUAAGAGGCUGCCUGCCAUUCCAUCCGACUGCAGGAUCCAGUGCACACAGGAAGUCGCACAGAAGAAUGGAUUACAGCUACGACGAGGAUCUGGACGAGAUGUGCCCGGUGUGUGGGGACAAGGUGUCCGGCUACCACUAUGGGCUCCUCACGUGCGAGAGCUGUAAGGGUUUCUUCAAGCGGACAGUGCAAAAUAACAAGCGGUAUACCUGCACAGAAAACCAAAGCUGUAAAAUAGACAAAACUCAAAGAAAGAGGUGUCCAUACUGCCGUUUCCAAAAAUGUUUAAAUGUAGGAAUGCGACUGGAAGCUGUUCGUGCUGACCGAAUGCGAGGAGGGCGCAACAAAUUUGGGCCUAUGUAUAAGCGGGAUCGUGCCUUAAAGCAGCAGAAAAAAGCUCUGAUCCGUGCUAAUGGUAUCAAACUGGAAACUGUCCCUCAGAUUGUGUCCCCAGCUCAAAGUGACUUCACCAUCCCAAGCAACAUCCAUACCAUUCAUCCUGUAUCUAAAAAUGUGCCAUCAAACCCAACUCCAGUGACACCUGUUGAAUAUGAUAGAGGCCCCUAUGGAGCUCCCCCACUGGGAAUGACUAUGCCCAACCACCCUCCCCUGUCUGGCUACCACUAUUCCACUUUCCAGAGCCGUGCCAUCAAAUCUGAAUACCCAGACCACUACACAAAUAUGCACGAGCCACCUCCUGCAGGACCUUAUCUAUAUACUGAGCCCUACACCAGCACUUCUCCACCAGACAUACCUGAAGUCAUCCUUAAGCUACUACAACUGGAGCCAGAUGAGCCUCAGGUAAAAGCGAGGAUAUUGUCUUGCCUACAGCAGGAACAGAACAAGAGCCGACACGAGAAACUCAGCAUGUUCGGCUUAAUGUGCAAGAUGGCCGAUCAGACUCUCUUCUCCAUAGUGGAGUGGGCUCGGAGCUGCAUCUACUUUAAGGAACUGGAGGUCAGUGACCAGAUGAUUUUACUGCAGAAUUGCUGGAGUGAACUCCUAGUCUUUGACCACAUCUACAGGCAAAUGCAACACAGCAAAGAGAAUAGCAUUCUGCUGGUGACUGGACAAGAGAUUGAAAUGUCAACAAUCACGGCCCAAGCGGGAUCAACAUUGAACAACUUGGUCCUCAGAGCUCAAGAGCUGGUCAUUCUUCUACAUUCUUUGCAGGUGGACAGGCAGGAGUUUGUUUGCCUGAAAUUUCUUAUACUCUUUAGCCUCGAUGAAAAGUUCCUGGAAAACCACAAUUUAGCCAAGAGCGCUCAAGAGAAGGUCAACUCUGCCCUCCUGGAAUACACAAUGUGCCACUACCCCCACUGUACGGACAAGUAUCGUCUACUUCUUCUGCGGUUAGCUGAAAUUCGAUCCAUCAGCAUGCAAGCAGAAGAGUAUCUUUACCACAAGCACCUUAGUGGGGAAGUUCCCUGCAACAACUUACUAAUUGAAAUGCUCCAUGCCAAGCGAGCUUGAGAAGCUCCAUCCGGAAACGGCUCUAUAUUGAAGCCUUCAAGGGAUUGUUCCACCUAAAGAAGCCAGGGACUCUGCAAAGAGUGAAACCAUUUUUAUCAAUGCUGCCUGUCCAGAAAAAAAAAAAAAAUCUUUGGUGAUAUAUUUAACCUAUAGUAUUGGAAAGUUUCAGAUUUAUUUUAAUAUAAUUGUGGCUCUUUACGGAGUGGUCUAUUACGUGUAUUGAAUUUUUAAUAUGCCAUUUGUGUUUUUGUUCAUGAUGAUCUAAAUGCUUCUUAACAUUAAUGUGAAGAGAAAAAAACAACCGCUACAUGUGUGGGUGAUCUAUAGGUAUGUUUAUUUAAAACUUUCUUAAGAUACCAUUUUAUUACUUUAACAUAUGUCCAAAGUUCAGCCAUAUUGGUGUGCUUGAAUAUGGCUUGGUCGCUGAAUCCAUUUUAUUCAGAUCCGUUGUGAAUGUGUUUAUAGUUCGGCACAAUAAGUCUAAAGCACAUAUUUUAAAGGAUCCAACAAAUAAAAGACUAUUGCAUUAUGUAAA
This is a messenger RNA of Bufo gargarizans (Asiatic toad), 2221 nucleotides long. It is a transcript of the gene NR5A1, whose product is annotated as nuclear receptor subfamily 5 group A member 1. The record is from RefSeq and is a predicted model, not a curated record. Bases 280 to 1686 code for a protein of 468 amino acids. The transcript has 7 exons. Gene Ontology annotation, molecular function: zinc ion binding; RNA polymerase II cis-regulatory region sequence-specific DNA binding; nuclear receptor activity. Gene Ontology annotation, cellular component: RNA polymerase II transcription regulator complex. NCBI's taxonomy places the organism in Eukaryota, Metazoa, Chordata, Amphibia, Anura, Bufonidae. Gene Ontology annotation, biological process: tissue development; hormone-mediated signaling pathway; regulation of transcription by RNA polymerase II.